UGUUCGUUGUCAGAUGUUUUUCCAAACACAACAUUGAGAAUCAGACCUAAAGGAGUGGACUUUAACCGGUUUGGCUACUCAAGAAAAUGAGAGUAGCAAACGGUAAUCCCAAAAGUGUCGAUCUUUAAGACAAAUCAUUCUCCCUUUUCAGAGAGAAUCCAUCGUUCCAAGCAUGCGAGCCGUUUCUGCAAGAUCGAAAUGCAUAGCCUCGUUUCCACUCUCGCGCCUUGGCCAUUCGACGCCCAUGUCUCCGCACGGCCCGACGACGCGCCCGUCGUCGCCGCCGCCGCCGCCGCCGCCGCCGUCGCUUCUCGACGAUUUCGCUGAGCACUGCCGUCGGAGAGACCUUCCCAGAGCCAUGAAGGCUAUGCACGCCAUGCAGAGGCACCGCAUCUGGGCCGACGCCAUCACCUACUCCGAGCUGGUCAAGUGCUGCGUGGCCAGGGGUGCCGUCGAAGAAGGUAAAUGGGUCCGCAAGCACGUUUUCUCUGGUGGGUAUCAGCCCAAGACCUUCUUGCUCAACGUCCUUCUCCACAUGUACGUCAGGUUCAACCUCUUGGGAGAUGCGGAGGCCCUGUUCGACGAAAUGCCCGACAGAAACGUCGUCUCCUGGACGACGCUGAUAUCGGCUUACGCGAAUAAGGGCAUGAACGAUAGGGCCCUGGAGUUUCUCAUUUUGAUGCUGAGGGAAGGUGUCCGUCCUAAUAUGUACACUUAUUCGUCGGUUUUGAGGGCCUGUGCGGACCUGGGGAUGCUUAGACAACUUCACAGUGGCAUUAUUAAGGUUGGCAUGGAGUGUGAUGACUUUGUGCGUAGUGCUUUGAUCGAUAAUUACUCGAAAUGGGGUGAGCUGCAAGAUGCCUUGGACGUGUUCAACGAAGUGGUGACAAAGGAUUUGGGUGUUUGGAAUUCUAUUAUUGGGGGUUUUGCGCAAAAUAGCAAUGGUGACGAAGCUCUUGAAAUGUAUAAAUGCAUGAAGAGAGCGGGUUUCGCACCUGAUCAGGCGACUUUAACUAGUGUUUUGAGAGCCUCUACUGCCUUAGCAUUGUUAGAAGUGGGAAGACAAGUGCAUGUUCAUGUACUAAAGUUUGAUCGAGAUCUUAUCCUCAAUAAUGCACUUCUUGAUAUGUAUUGCAAAUGUGGCAGUUUGGAGGGUGCAAACUCUGUCUUUAGUAGAAUGGUGGAAAGGGAUGUUAUAUCCUGGAGCACCAUGAUUGCUGGAUUGGCCCAAAAUGGUUGCAGUCUAGAGGCGAUGAGGCUGUUUGAACAAAUGAAACAUUCUGGUAUGGAACCAAACUAUAUUACCAUGGUAGGCGUUCUCUUUGCGUGCAGCCAUGCCGGGCUUGUUGAAGAUGGCUUGCACUAUCUCCAGUCAAUGAAAAGGAGUUUUGGAAUUGAUCCUGGUAGAGAGCACUAUGGUUGCAUGGUUGAUCUUCUGGGAAGGGCAGGGAAGCUGGAUGAAGCUGUUAAGUUGAUUGACGAAAUGGAAUGUGAACCAGAUGCUGUUACUUGGAGAACCUUACUUAGUGCCUGCAGAGUUCAUCGGAAUUCAGAUCUGGCAAUAUAUGCUGCUAAACAGGUAGUAAAACUGGAUCCGGAUGAUGCGGGUACCUACAUACUCUUGUCAAAUAUUUAUGCAAAUAACCAGAGGUGGGAAGAGGUCACAGAGAUUAGAAGGUCCAUGCGAGUAAGAGGAAUCACAAAAGAGCCAGGAUGCAGCUGGAUUGAAGUAAAUAAGAAGAUACAUGCUUUCAUCUUAGGGGAUGACUCACAUCCACAAGUAGAUGAGAUCAAAAGAUAUUUAAACCAGAUUGUCCAGAGGUUAAUGUCAAUAGGAUAUGUCCCAGACACAAAUUUUGUUUUGCAGGACCUUGAAGAUGAACAGAGGGAGGCUUCACUUCAAUAUCACAGCGAAAAACUCGCUAUUGCGUAUGGAAUCAUGAGCUUACCAAGAGAGAAGACAAUAAUGAUCAGAAAAAAUCUGAGGAUUUGUGGAGACUGUCAUACUUUCACAAAACUUCUAGCCAAGAUGGAGCAGAGGAUUAUUGUGAUAAGAGAUCCUGUCCGUUAUCAUCAUUUUAGGGAUGGAGCUUGCUCUUGUGGUGAUUUUUGGUGACAAAAGAUGUUGAAAAAGUAUCAAAAGCUUUUGUUUGCUUAACACAAGAGAGGAGGUUCUGCAGGGUGGAUAUCAGUGCUGGUGGUAGCAAUUGGUUUCGUGAUCUAUGUGAGACCUUGUCCCUGCAGCUGGCCUUAAGAUUAUAGGAUCAUCCAUCUGAUUGCUGAACGUGCGUUUCUUUCAUUUUACACAAUGAGCGAGAUUGUUCAGAAGGUUUUCCUGCCUAAUUAUUAGUUGGCAAACCUGCUGUUCAUAUCACUGUAUGCUGUGUUAAUUGCCAUUGUCAUAUCAAGAGUGAAACGAAGUAAAGCUACUUACAAUCCUCUUAAAGUUAGAAACGAUUAAAUCUAGAAACAAGACAGGAGCAAAUAUCCUAAAUCUCUCUGGUUUCCUCAAUCAGAGAUACAUCGAUUCACGUGAUUUGUUUCCCAAUGCAGAAAACAGGUCUUUGGAGGGUCAAGUGGAGUAGCAGACAUACUGACAAUGAGCCCUGUCUUUGCUGACAACUCAGGAAGUGAAGGUAAAGUGGAUGCAGACACUGAGGAAGUGAGAAUUAGUAAUUGAAAUGGAAAAAUUGCCAAUAGUGUAGAGGUAAGGAGCACAAAGUUGGGAAAAUCCAGUAGUUGCUGUAGAAGAUUUGAAAGAUCACGAGGAUCAUCCUGUAGAGCAAACUGCGGAAUUCAAGGAUGCACAAAUUAUUUUUUAAGCAAGUCUAUGUUGAAAACCAAAGGAGACAGAGGAGCUGUCCUCAGAGUCACCGAUGAUGAGCAUCCUGAGGACAUGGCUACGUCAGAAUACUCCCAUGCUAUGGAACAUGAAGAGAUAGAUGCACCAGACGACUAUGGUAUUAUUGACUGCCCAACUGUAAAUGAGCUUACAAUCGAGAACGAGAAAGAGUCAAUGGAGCGGGAAGUCUCUGCCAUGAUUGCAGAAUAUAUGGAUCAUGAGAAGAAGGAAGAUGGGAGUGCCCAAGGUUUAAGUGUUCAUGCCUCGAUACAAGUGAGAACGAACGUGCUAAAGUUUAUGCAAGUGAUAGUGCCCCUUGGGAUGUAUCUCAAUGUCAUUCCGAGUUCUCAAGGUGACGGCAAUGAAAAUAUUGAAUUAGGAAUUGAAAUGAAGAAUGAGACAUGCGUUGUGAGACCACAGCGAACGAUGUAUUUCCAUUUUAUCGAGUCAAUCUGCUCCUGUAAGACAGAAGCUUAUCGUGAAAACAGCCAAUUGUAUGAACUACGGAAAUUCCGAGUCAGGCUGAACGUCCUAAAAGUGAGCUUGGGUUAGAUUUUUGGCACGACACCCUUCAUUAAAAUAAAACACCACGAGCUUCA
Messenger RNA from Eucalyptus grandis, 3441 nucleotides. RefSeq names its product pentatricopeptide repeat-containing protein At2g03880, mitochondrial. The coding region runs from base 173 to 2116 and encodes 647 amino acids. Gene Ontology annotation, molecular function: protein binding; zinc ion binding; RNA binding. Gene Ontology annotation, biological process: RNA modification. Lineage: Eukaryota; Viridiplantae; Streptophyta; Magnoliopsida; Myrtales; Myrtaceae. The transcript has 2 exons. The record is from RefSeq and is a predicted model, not a curated record.